AUGGAUCAUUUCUUUGCCAGAGGCCAUAAAUCACUGGUUCCUACCAAGCGCAAGGCUAUGGCCAACAGUGAUGAAGAGUUCUUCCUUGACGCCGCUCAACAAUCAUCACAACCUCCACACAAGAAGACCACCGCUACAUCCGCUCGUAAGCCUCAUCAGCCAAAUGCUCCCAAAACUCGAAAACCCGUAACCAAGACUAAGGAGCUACCUUCUCUCGAAAAUGCAACCCUGAGCAAACCAGAAGCUUGGGGUCAGCCUGAGGUAUGGGCUCAAAAGCGUCAGCAACUUUGUUCCUCACUUCCUUAUCAUAGAGGAUACGAAUCCGCUGCAUAUAGGACUAAUGGCAUAAUUACUGGCUUCCUGGCAAACCAAGGAAUUGGUCCACGUGAUGUUUUCACAGAAGAUAUCUACAUCACUGGAGUCGGCGGUGGCAAGGAAAAAGGUGAAGGUGGUGAAACCAAGCAAGUCAAGGACCAAAAUGUCAGCUCGAUUGCCAUUUCCUUCCAGCGUACCAUGGAGGCCAAGCUACCAGUUGCAAUAAUUGCUGGUCAGCGUAAUCCUAUCUGUCCCGUCAAGCUUACUCACCAUUUUAAUGUACUUGACUUUUUUCAUAUCACUGAUGUUUGGUAUGUAUUUGGUGUUGAGGAACGAUGCAAGCAAGUAAUUGUUUGUCCAAAAUGUCACGGAUGUAUCCGUCGUCUGGAAUGGCGUCAAUGGACUUGCGAGACUGCCGGUUGUGAUUUCACCCACACCAUCACACAAAUCCCUGUUCCCCUCUCCAAAGUCCUCUUAGCUACUGAUUUUAUCGCUGACAAGAGUCCAUUGGACUUUGCUCAUGAAUCGGUUGGCGUUAAUCAAAAGCCUAUUGCACACUAUGAUGUUUAUGGGCUCAAGAUUCCUGGCGAAACAAUUCCGGCUGGCUGGAUUCAGAUUUUCCGUUCUAAUGGCCUUGUCAAUUCCCAACCCGGUGGACCAAAUGAUCUCUAUCUGGGGAUGCAGAAGGAUGAGUAUAAGCUUCGCAGAGGCCCUGCUCGACACCCUGGUCCAGUUCCAAUGGAGAUUGUGACAGCACAUUUUACAUCCAAUUGUGGUGCUCCAUACAAGUGUUUGAUUGCACAUGAAGCCAAUUCCUUUGAGGAUGCACCAGCACCUAUCCUUAAGGCCAUGCAAAGAAUGACAUGGGCUGGAAAACAAGCAUUUGUAGGAAAGGAUAAUGCCGAAUUCACUCCUUUUAAUGAAAUCUUGUGUCUUGGAUAUUUCGAAAAUAUGCACAUUGGUUAUCACGAUGAUGGAGAAGACACACUUGGUGAGACUGUUGCUACCUUAUCAUUAGGAGCUUCCUCAACUAUGUGUUUUCGACCAAAGAACAAGAGCACAAUUGGUGGUAUUCUCAAAGCAAACAAGGGCUCCAAAGCUUCCAAGAAAGAUUACGUCAAAGUCACUUUAAACCAUGGCGAUAUUAUUAUUAUACAUGGAUCUGGUAUUCACAAGUACUACGAAGUAAACUCCAUUCAAAAUCACACAACAUAUGAUAUUAACCAAUCUUCCAAGCACGCCGUCACACCUUAUAGACUCCUAAGAUUUGCACUUACUUGCCGAUACGUCAAGCCUGAGCUACCGAGUCCCGAAGACCGUAUUCUAUGUGCACAAAAAAGUGCUCUUCCCGCCAAUUUUGCCGAUCAUGCUUAUGACGGCGAUAUUGAUGUAAAAGAGACGGCAAACCGUCUAAUCACAGAAGACGACGACGAAUUCACCAAGCUCAAAAAAUGGAUCAUCGCUAAGAAAUUAGCUGGUGAACUUAACACGGCCGAAUGUGCAGAAUUACGGGAGAUUCUUCUUCGCAAAUAA
Molecule: messenger RNA, 1848 nt
Organism: Sclerotinia sclerotiorum 1980 UF-70
Lineage: Eukaryota; Fungi; Ascomycota; Leotiomycetes; Helotiales; Sclerotiniaceae
Exons: 7
Coding region: 1-1848 (615 amino acids)
Biological process (GO): DNA repair
Source: RefSeq, a predicted model, not a curated record